Messenger RNA from Tarenaya hassleriana, 1581 nucleotides. Its product is annotated as probable protein phosphatase 2C 59. The coding region runs from base 327 to 1232 and encodes 301 amino acids. The record is from RefSeq and is a predicted model, not a curated record. The transcript is spliced from 9 exons. Gene Ontology annotation, cellular component: nucleus; cytosol. Gene Ontology annotation, biological process: protein dephosphorylation. Gene Ontology annotation, molecular function: cation binding; protein serine/threonine phosphatase activity. Lineage: Eukaryota; Viridiplantae; Streptophyta; Magnoliopsida; Brassicales; Cleomaceae.
AUUUGUCUUCACCAUUCCUGCCUCUCUUUGCUGUCAAACUAACACCUGAAGCUAUUGGAGAAUCCUUCUUGGAUUUAAUCACCCGCGCGUUUGACGGAUCUCUCUCUCUCUCCCUCGCGUCGCUCUUGUCGAGGAAUCUGGAUUCAGCCUUUUCAUAGCUUCUACGCAGGUGAAGAUUUUUCCGAUUGGUGAUACCUUUAAUGUUUUUGGUCUCGUUUGGGGUCUGAUUAGCAAAAAGGAUGCUGGAUUAGCCACGAAAUUGGCUUUUAUCUGUGGUUGUGAUCAGAAGAAGGGAGGAGCUGGUUUUGGGAAUUUUAUGCAGAGGUAUGGGGUAUUUGAACUCAGUGUUGUCUUCUUCAAGCCAGGUUCAUGCCGACGAUGGUCCGGUCAGUGGCGGAGGCCUCAGCCAGAACGGGAAGUUUAGCUAUGGAUAUGCGAGCUCUCCUGGCAAAAGAUCAUCAAUGGAGGACUUCUAUGAGACAAGAAUCGUUGGUGUCGAUGGAGAGAUCGUUGGUCUAUUUGGAGUCUUUGAUGGACAUGGAGGUGCACGUGCAGCUGAAUAUGUGAAGCAAAACCUUUUCAGUAACCUGAUCAGACAUCCGAAGUUCAUUUCUGAUACCAGUUCGGCUAUUGCUGAUGCAUACAACCAGACAGACUCGGAAUUUCUGAAUUCAGAAAAUAGUCAGAACAGAGAUGCUGGUUCAACGGCCUCAACAGCUAUCCUAGUUGGUGACCGUCUACUUGUUGCAAAUGUAGGCGAUUCCAGAGCUGUUAUCUGCAGAAACGGCAAAGCUAUUGCGGUGUCCCGAGAUCACAAGCCUGAUCAAAGUGAUGAGCGCCAACGAAUCGAGGAUGCCGGAGGAUUCGUCAUGUGGGCUGGAACAUGGAGAGUUGGAGGAGUUCUUGCUGUUUCUCGUGCAUUUGGUGAUAGGUUGUUGAAGCAGUAUGUUGUGGCUGAUCCCGAGAUUCAGGAGGAAAAAGUCGACAGCACUCUCGAGUUUCUUAUUCUAGCGAGUGAUGGACUGUGGGAUGUUGUAUCUAACGAGGAAGCAGUAGAGAUGAUAAAAGAGAUAGAGGAAGCAGAGGAAGGGGCGAAGAAGCUGAUGAAGGAAGCGUACGAAAGAGGAAGCGCAGAUAACAUAACAUGCGUCGUAGUACGGUUCUCCUCAGGAGGAGGAGGAGGAUCCACCAGCUCCUCCUCCGGCUCGGACCAAAAGAUCUCAUCCGACUGAACUCUUUAGUUCAAACCACCAAUGGUAAAACUCCCUCUCCUCUCUGGCUUAUAUUCCCAUAUUUUUUUUAACAAAAACACCAAUUUAAAAAAAAAUGAACCAUAAAUAGAAACCCUUAUACAUACAUGCACGUUGUCAUCUUCCCCUUCGUUUGCUACAAUUAGUUAUAUGUAGGAACAGAACAGAGUCCCAUGAUGUGUGUUCUUAAAAUUGGAAAAGAUCUUAGAUGCGUUCCAUAAUGUAAUGCUGUUGUUAUUCUUACCCCCCUUGUUUGCGCUUGUGUGUGUGUGUGUCGUAAAACGUAAAACUGAACAAGUUCCUUUUAUAUUUUCUUCCAUGUCUUGUGAUC